GGCGUGGCUUCCGGCGAUUCUCGGACAAUUUGAGUGAGCCAGUAGCAGAAGCACAGGCGAACAUUCGCGCGAUCAGUGACUGCUGCUGGGAAACUAAAGCUGUCUUUAGUACAAAAUUGAAGUCGGGCCUGGAUAUAUUUUUCCUACGACAGCUGAGAAGAUAUGUUCAAACGGGUUGUGCGACAGAGUAAGUUCCGGCAUGUGUUCGGCCAGGCGGUGAAGAACGACCAGUGCUAUGAUGACAUCAGGGUGUCCCGGGUCACAUGGGAUAGUGCCUUCUGUGCGGUCAACCCCAAAUUUGUUGCCAUAAUUGUGGAAGCCAGCGGAGGAGGAGCGUUCAUGGUUUUGCCUCUUCAUAAGUCGGGCCGUAUAGAUAAGGCCUACCCUACAGUUUGUGGCCACACUGGCCCGGUUCUGGACAUUGACUGGUGCCCUCACAAUGACCAGGUCAUCGCUAGUGGAUCUGAAGACUGCACCGUGAUGGUGUGGCAGAUCCCAGAGAAUGGUUUGGUGACCUCCAUGUCCGAGCCAGUGGUGGUGCUGGAGGGUCAUUCUAAAAGAGUGGGAAUCGUUACCUGGCAUCCCACCGCCCACAACGUCCUGCUCAGCGCAGGCUGUGAUAAUGUGGUUAUCAUCUGGAAUGUGGGAACGGGAGAGGCCAUGAUCACGCUGGAGGACAUGCACCCUGACAUCAUCUUCAGCGUCUGCUGGAACCGCAACGGCAGUCUCAUCUGCACCGCCUGCAAGGACAAGAAAGUCCGGGUCAUCGACCCGCGCAAGGAGGAGAUCAUUGCGGAGAAAGACAAGGCUCAUGAGGGUGCCAGGCCCAUGAGAGCUAUUUUCCUGUCUGACGGCAAAGUGUUCACUACUGGUUUUAGCCGCAUGAGUGAGAGACAGCUCGGCCUCUGGGAUCCGGACAAUAUGGAGGAGCCAGUUUCUGUCCACGAGAUGGACACCAGUAACGGAGUCCUCCUGCCCUUCUAUGAUCCCGAUACUAACGUGGUCUACCUGUGUGGAAAGGGGGACAGCAGUAUCCGUUACUUUGAGAUCACAGAUGAAGCUCCUUUUGUCCAUUACCUCAACACCUUUACCACUAAGGAGCCUCAGAGGGGCAUGGGAUACAUGCCCAAGAGAGGGCUGGAUGUCAACAAGUGUGAGAUCGCAAGGUUUUACAAACUGCAUGAGAGAAAGUGUGAACCAAUCAUCAUGACCGUGCCAAGAAAAUCGGACUUGUUCCAGGAUGACCUUUACCCCGACACGGCGGGUCCGGAGGCCCCCCUGGAGGCCGAGGAUUGGUUUGAAGGGAAGAAUGGAGAUCCUAUCCUCAUAUCCCUGAAACAUGCAUACAUCCCAGGCAAGAACCGUGAUCUCAAGGUGGUCAAGAAGAACAUCUUAGACAACAAGAUGAGCAAGAAUACAGAGAAUACUGCUCCAGCCGUCAAGACUGCCACCUCCACUCCAUCUAUCAAAAAUGAAGCUAAGCUGGAAGAGGUUUUGAAAGAAAUGAAGUCUCUCAGAGAGCUGGUCAGCAGUCAGGAAAAAAGAAUUGCCAAACUUGAGGAGCAGCUGUCUAAAAUGGACAUCUAAUGGACCCUGAUCCCUUCCCCUUCUAUUCAGGAUAUCCCAUUGGCCAGGUGGGCGGGACCCGUCACUGCCAAUCACCAUGACAGCGUUCCGUCUGAAGCCUGCCUUGAAAAGACUCCAACCAACAUUCCAAGAUGAUAAUUUUCUUUUUUUAGCAAUCCCCCAAAACCUGUUUAUACCUCGUAGCCAUUUGGAAAACUAGAAACGCCUUCAGUUUCUCUCAAACUGGACCUGUUUAGCUUUUUACAGUCUCUCCAAAUCUUUCUGCAGCGGCUGUGUUUUAUCUGGUGUUCUUGAAAGGUCUUAAGUUUUUGUUUUUUUUGUUUUUCUUUAUUAAAAUUGUGACAGAGCAGAUUGCAUAAUGAACUUGAUGAGCUCAAAGUUUAAAGUAGCCAUCAGUAUUGCAGUUCCCCUCCUAUCCCUCUGAGUUGCCAAAUUUAAUGAGGAGUUAUGCACCUCCCUGACAGUAUUUGACUAGCUUUUCAUUUUGUACUUUGUAAAAGGGACAAAGCUAUAUGCUAGUAAUGCAAGGAGGGGAAAUCAUUGGAACCAUUCAUCACUGUUAUAGGUGUCUUUCUAGAGAAUAAAAAAAUGAAGAUUUUAAUCAAACAGGCAGAGUUGACAAAUUUACAAACCAGUCCUGGAAAUCAAUAUAGGUGCACUAAAAUAUUCAAAAAAAAAUUUUUUUAGUACCAAUGUAAAAGUAUUUAAAUAUUAAAUAGCAAAAUAAUAAAUAAUUGUGGUUCUGAUGGUGGCCAUGAAUAAAGACACAUUUUCAUGAUCUCAAACAUUGCUCGUCGUCAUAAUGCUAAUACAAGCAAAUUGAGUCAGGUUUUUCCCCUCUCUAAUUUCCUCAUAUCUGAAGUUUUCUUAAUUCAUGUUCUGUUUCCUGAAUGAAGCCAGAACCAGUACAGCUCUCACUUUGUAAACUCUAGAAGUUCCCAGCUUCUAGUUUCACAUCCCAAAACAUGAUGAUAUAAGCUCAGAACAAGAUGCCAUUGACAUUCAUUAGCUAUAUUAGCAAAACUCUGCUUUACCAGCUCGACAGCUUUUACUCUGACUUUGUUCAGACAUCAUUCAGGUCUAAGGAACACCGUUAGGUUUGCUUUGCUUUCUCAUGAAUUCCUACGAAUCUCAUCUCGAGUUGUGCCGGCCACACCAUCUCAGAAACGAGCUAGUUUGAUGUACAUACUUCUGCUGUGCAUUGUAGACCGUGACUACCAGCACAAUAGUGUGUCAUGAGUGGCUUCCUUAAGUUAUUUUGCGAUGUACUGUCUCUUCCGCUCUCCUAGUCGAGCAGAACCAGUGCUCUCCAGGGAUGGCUCAGGUCUAGAUGAUGAUUUCACGAACAGGUGCCACAAGUUUGAGCUGAACACAACUGGAUUUUUUUUUGUUUGUUUGGUUAUCUAUUGGCCAUGUUAGGAAGAGAGGGAACUGUGAUUCUGUUGU
Messenger RNA from Carassius carassius (crucian carp), 3033 nucleotides. RefSeq names its product coronin-1C-A. Gene Ontology annotation, molecular function: actin filament binding. Lineage: Eukaryota; Metazoa; Chordata; Actinopteri; Cypriniformes; Cyprinidae. Gene Ontology annotation, biological process: actin filament organization; neural crest cell migration. Bases 163 to 1587 code for a protein of 474 amino acids. The record is from RefSeq and is a predicted model, not a curated record. The transcript is spliced from 11 exons.